AUGCAUUUGGCAGUAUUGUCUCUGCCAGUGUAUAAUCUGAUCUGUUUCUCUUCUUCCCAGAUUGUGUUUUUCGAGGACAAGGACUUCCAGGGAAAGUCCUACGAAUGCAAAGGGGACUCAGUCGACCUGCACAGCUACAUCCACCGAUGUAACUCAGUCAAGAUAGAGGGAGGCUGGUGGGUGAUGUUUGAGCGCAGCAACUUCACAGGCUACCAGUACAUUAUAGGUCCUGGGGAAUACAAUGACUUCCACCACUGGAUGGGCUUCAAUGACUGUGUCAGAUCCUGCAGGAUCAUCAAAAAUGCCAAAGGCCCAUGCAAGCUGAAGCUGUUUGACCGGCCAAACUUUGACGGGCAAUCUCUGGAGAUGACAGAGAACAUGAAGUCUUUCCAGGAGAAUUGGCCCAGACGUGAAGUCCAGUCCUGCAAGGUCCUAGAGGGGUCCUGGGUGUUCUUUGAACAUCCCAACUUCAGUGGUCGCCAGUACCUGCUGGAGAAGGGGGAAUACCGACACCCCUCAGUGUGGGGAGCUCUGAAAGCAACUGUGGGCUCCAUCAGAAGAAUCAUGGAGUUGUAA
This is a messenger RNA of Scomber scombrus (Atlantic mackerel), 576 nucleotides long. Its product is annotated as gamma-crystallin 2-like. Gene Ontology annotation, molecular function: structural constituent of eye lens. Gene Ontology annotation, biological process: lens development in camera-type eye; visual perception. Bases 1 to 576 code for a protein of 191 amino acids. The record is from RefSeq and is a predicted model, not a curated record. The transcript has 3 exons. NCBI's taxonomy places the organism in Eukaryota, Metazoa, Chordata, Actinopteri, Scombriformes, Scombridae.